AUGUCUUUCACAGCUACUCAGGAAAAGGUUAAGAGCGAAGAAGUUGGCACCUUGAGUGCACGCACUCAAGGUGUUCACAACCUUUCAUCUGGUGGAAUCAAGUACAAGCAUAUCAGACCACAGUUCAAGGACAAAUACGAGGAGCGUAGACAUACUUUGGAGCAUAUGGCUGCUGUGUUUAGAGCUUUCGGUAGACGUGGUUUUGGUGAGGGUGCUGCUGGUCACGUGUCUGUAAGAGAUCCAGUAGACAGAAACACGUUCUGGAUCAAUCCUUUGGGUUUACACUUCUCUCAGAUGACAGUGUCAGCUCUAGUGCAUGUCGAUGAGGAAUGUAACAUUUUACCUGAUGGGAACCAGGCUGCUAUCAAUGCUGCAGGUUUCAAGAUCCACUCUCAUUUACACAAGGCAAGGCCAGAUGUUAAUGCUGCUUGUCAUACCCAUUCCACGUAUGGUAAGGCAUGGUCUGCGUUUGGUAAACCAUUAGAAAUGUUAAACCAGGAUGUUUGCAUGUUUUACAAGAAGCAUACUGUGUACGAGUCGUUUGGUGGUGUGGUAUUGGAAGAUGAGGAGGGACAAAGACUGGCUGAAGCAUUGGGUGAUAACAAAGCAAUCAUCUUACAAAACCAUGGGCUUUUGACCGUUGGAGAGACGGCGGAUGAGGCAGGCUAUUUAUUUACCUUGAUGGAGAAAUGUUGCCAAGUUCAGUUGCUCAUCGAAUCGGCAGUCAGAUCUGGUCUUGAAAAGAAAUUGAUUGGAGAUGAGGAGGCUGAUUUCACAUAUUUCAACACUUCGGACCCAGAAACAUUAUACACAGAGUUCCAAGUCGAUUACGAUCUCGAAAUGGAGCUAACCAACGGGGCAUUCCUCAAAUAG
This is a messenger RNA of Kluyveromyces lactis, 873 nucleotides long. RefSeq lists its product as uncharacterized. Gene Ontology annotation, cellular component: cytoskeleton. Gene Ontology annotation, molecular function: actin filament binding. The coding region runs from base 1 to 873 and encodes 290 amino acids. The transcript has a single exon. The record is from RefSeq and is a predicted model, not a curated record. NCBI's taxonomy places the organism in Eukaryota, Fungi, Ascomycota, Saccharomycetes, Saccharomycetales, Saccharomycetaceae.